This is a messenger RNA of Cercocebus atys (sooty mangabey), 1910 nucleotides long. Its product is annotated as atherin-like. The transcript is spliced from 2 exons. The coding region runs from base 1202 to 1660 and encodes 152 amino acids. Lineage: Eukaryota; Metazoa; Chordata; Mammalia; Primates; Cercopithecidae. The record is from RefSeq and is a predicted model, not a curated record.
AUCAUGCCACCGCACUCCAGCCUGGGCAACAGAGCGAGAGCCUGUCUCAAAAAAAAGAAAAAAGAAAAAGCACUGAAACAUGCGACAUCCACCUUUUUGUAAUAGUUCCCACGACCUACACAAAUGCAUACAAAAUGCUUAAUAUUUUGCUUGCGCUAUUCUUUUCUGCUGGAAGGGUGGUUCUGAAUAAAAAAUUUUAUUUUCCCAUUCUUUGUUUUUUCAUUAAUGCUACUUUCUUUGCCCCAGGGUUACAGAGUGGAAAGUCCCACAAUCUUUUUCUUCUCUAUUUUCAGGUAGAUGCAUUUUAUUACUAUAUUCUAUCUGUCUGUUUAUUCUAUCUAUUCCAUUUAUCAUCUACCUACCUAUUAUUAUCUGUCAUCUGUAUUCCAUCUGCCUAUCAUUGAUCUAUCUGUCAAUCUACAUUUUGUCUUGUAGAAAAACACUGACCUCUUGGUGAGAAUGCACAGAAGGGAAUGCUUAUACACUGUUGGUGAAUUGUCACCCCUGCAACUCAGCCUGCAACCAGCCCUGGCCACCACCAGUUUCCCCACACUGAGCUGAAUAUUGGACAUGCCCAUCUUAGACAUUCCAGCCCAUUCUGAAAUUCCACAUCGAUUCACCUGACAAAGUCUGAAGUUCCAGGGCAAUUUAUCUGGAAAAGCUCACCUGGAAUCACGUGUCACUUCAACCAACAACUAUGGAAGAGGACGUGGCAUCAAAACCAAGGGUAUCAAUUAUUUAUAAGGGUUGUGUGAUGGUUGGUCCAGGUAUCUCUCCUUCACGCCAUCACUCCUUUCAAGAGCUGCCAGUUUUCUAAUUUAGCACAGGAAUUUAGAUGCCCCUAAAUAAGUAGGCAUCCAAUAUCUGCCCACACCACUUUUUGUGAGAGUCCGUAUGGAGACACUACCACCACCGCUGCUCUCCUACUGCAUACCCCACCAUGCCAAAGAAUGGUCGCUCACACCUGUAAUCCCGGUGCUUUGGGAGGCCAAAGAGAAGGAACACUUGAGAUCAGAGGUUUGAGAUCAGAGGUCAGAGACCAGCCUGGGCAACAUAGUGAGACCUCAUUUCUACAAAUAAGUUAAAAUAUAUAUAUAUAUAUAUGGCAUAGUGGCGCACAACUGUGUUCUCAGCUUUUCAGCAAGCUGAGGCCGGAAGAUGACUUGAGCCCAGGAGUUUGGGGCUGCAGUGAGCUAGGAUUAUGCCACUGCACUCUAGCCUAGGACAAAGGGCCCUGGGUGCCGACUUCCUGGGGAGGGCCGUGCCCCGCUGCGGUUCGGGGUCCCCCGCGAGGCUACCCCUGUGCCCUGGGUCUCCCCGCGGGGGCGCUCGGAGAGGUGGAGCUUCCCCCGCAGCCCCGGCGAGUCUCCCCGACCUGCCGGAUGCCUUCCCUGGAAAGCCGACGGCUCCUCUAGAAGACCGCCCUCCAUCCCCGGGUCCGACGUCACAAAACCUCCUGCGGGUCACCUCGCCUGGGGAACCUCGUGCGCCCUCCCUGGCAGCGACCGCAGGGACACUGGCCUCCGUUUGCCCAGCGGCAGGUCCUAGGCGUGGAAAGUACACAUUUCUCCCAGUUCGCCCGCCCCCUGCGGCUCGGAGCCCGAGAACCGCCUGCUCUCAUUUCCAAUCGGAUAAUAGGGACGCUGAGAACAACAACUAGGACCAGCACCGCGAAGGCGUUCCUCUCGUGGGUCAGAGGUCGGCGCCCCUGCUCCGCAGCACCCAGUACCCACCCAGGGACCCCCGGUGGCCUCAGGCCCCCAGUCCCGCCCCGGGCUCCCGAAGCCCUCCGGCCCCCCAGGCUCGUCCCGAGACCUGCGGCGCAGCUCCGCCGGCGGGGAGGGCCUGCAGGCCGCAAAGCUGCGCGAAUGCCCCGCGCCCUCCGUCCACCGUCCUCAGACUAGCGGCGC